UAUUUUUCAGCUUUCCGCCUAUUCGCCCGGCCUUGUUUAGUGAGCUCGAAAUUUCGGUUCAGUAGCCCUUUAACACAUAAUUUUCAGAAUUCCAAAGUCUGCUAACAGUGGGCGGUUCAAAGUGGGUGCUUCUGCAGUAUUUCACAGUACUUCCAUCUCAUCCUUUGAGAGCGAUGAUUAGUGUUCUGCAUCAGUGGUCAUUCACGUAAAGAGACCGAUAUUAGGGGAACGCUAUCUAACAAUCAAACAGUGCAUGUAUAACGUUGACGUUUGCUUCUCAACAAUUGCCACAAUAUCGAUACUGGCAUCGAUCGUUGCAAGAGGUACUGUUAAAACUAUUCAAUGUAAUGAAGAAGUUGGAACUUGAAGGUGCAACAGGGCUUGUUACCACAGAAAGUCUGCCAUUCUGUCAAUGGUACGUGAAUCAAUGCUCUAUUCUAAUUUCUCCAGAUGCCGUUUUUUUUUUUUGUUCUUGCAAAUGUACCAGCUUCCUGAUGGCCGAGUUUCCGUUCUGCAAUACGUUAAAGGGGUGAAACCUUCAAGCCAAGCGCUUUAAAGACACCCAUCUUAAGGGGGGACACCACCCAAUAGGGUUAACUUUUUAACCUAUGGCUUAAUAUGAAUGAAAUUUAGAGUAUAUACAGGAAGUUGCAAGGCAGAAUGCAGUGCAAAGUUUCAUCAGUGUACAUGCGUUGUAAAAUAACUUGUAGUCAUUUUUAUCAGGAACACAUUGACUUUGUUUAGGAAAACUAUCGUUGGGAAACUAAUAAAAUACUGAACAUUUUUCUACUCCAGAUCUGCAGCAGAAUGCCUACAGAGUGCAGCUGUGAAAAGAAAAUUUCCAAAGGAAUUUACAUCAUGCUAACAUCGCAGUGAAAAAUCAAAUAAAUUUUUUUGCCUUUUAUGUCAAGCACAAAAUCUUAACAUCUUUUAUAAAAGACAUCCACCAAAGUCAAAAAAACAAUUCCAUAGUUGCACUGCCCAUAAAAUUCCACUUGGGAAAAACAAUAAGUGAGUCUUUCCUCUAGUCCCAUUAACAAACAAUAGUUUUCCUAAAAUGAAAUUUAUGCCAAAAUGUGGAACAGAGAAAAAUGUGCUCAAAGUGUUCCAACCCCUACCUUUUUUUUAGCUUCAAUGAACCGAAAAUAAUUUAUAAAAAAUUAACUAUGCGGUGUAAACUAAUGAAACUUUCUGGAAAUACCCUUCAGAUGCUGGUGGAUGUAAAUAUGACAUUUCUGAAACUCAACUUUUUUUGGAGAAAAUUUUUUUUCUGGGUAGUGUCCCCCAUUAAUGCGAAGCAAAGCUGCAUUAUUUUCUUUUUUUUAAAAGCGCUUUUGUUGCUAUUGGUUUAUCGUGCUUCUUUAGUUCAACUUGUUUCACCAUGCCUUCUCUAUACUGACAAAGCCCGGCAGAUCGCCACGAGACGCGACCGCCGAAAUAGAAAAGGUAGAGCGGCACACAACGGAUGAGAGAGCCAGGUGACGGGGGCCCUGCUGCGGUGAGACGCCAUAACACAGUUUUCACAAGCUAUGAAAUGUCUGCUCGUGAUCCUCGCGCUACCGCUUCUUUUCUCAUCGGGUUUGAAAAUCGUGUCCUCGCUGCUGCCAAAGCUAUGCGCCGACGACCAGGUUCCCCGAGAAAUGCUCAGAGCUACCAGAUCCUCGCGCUCCAAAUCUGCGACCAAGCACUCUAUGGCUCCGUCGUCGAACUGCCAGGCUUUGCGAGUACAGAGGAGGCUAUGGUUUCACACUCAGAGAAUUCAGCAGCCUUAUGAAACGUGGUUCGAGGCCACCGCUGUUUACAACUAUACUCCACUGCAUCUUACAAUAGACCACUGAGAACACUACGAGCCAUUGAAGCCAAUUAGAGAGCCAGUAUUACAGAGUGUCCAACCGCUCGAUCGGAGUCGCAUGGCUUAUGGAGUAGGUUUGCAAUAUGAGCAGCGAGGAGGCGACCUCGUUCAUUGCCUGCAAGCGCCCCUGCCCAGAGCCGUUUAUUAAGAGAGUUUGGCCAUUCAUUGGUUUGAAUAGGCGAGCAUCUCGUGGCCAACCACAGGCCGCAAAACAGCCCCCAGCGAUGCUUGCGAGCUCUAAAAAUGCGACGAAUGUCAGCCGUUUUAGCGUCACUAGAGUAAAAAAGGCAACUCUUGGUGACUGAAAACUCGGCGCGUGCGAGGUUUUCGUCAAGUCCAUAUUUAAUGGUAAAAUAAACGAACGCGUGUUUCGAACCAAAGCAAACUGCGUAGUUGCAAUCAUUGCUAGUGUAAUGUAAUGUCUUUAUUCGGCUCUGGAGAGGCAACAGCCCGUACCGUGGUGCCGCGUCUAAUGAACAUGCUAAUGCGAUGAGUAUAUACAUGCAAGAUAACCAGACGGAUUGUUGCUAUUUGAGAGGAUGCGAGUCUGAUUUGAAGAUGUCCACAUUUCGUUGAGGCAGGUCAGCAGCGGGCCAAGGAAAUCUGCAGCCUGUCAUUCGAUCUGUGCACGGUUGCACAAAGGAGCCUCAGGAGCAUGAUGGUGCUGUCGCUCACUGGGGUCGAAGCAUCAGGCUCCAUGGGGGUAGCCCAAUCAAAGCAAAAAGCUGCCGCCUCCGAGGUACCGAGGCCCAAGGCUUAGAUUGAGGCACCGCCGACACCCGGGGCGGCAUCCUCAUUGUCGUCAUCGUCGUGCUGCUACGUGAUUGAAUGCUGUUUUUCACGCUUUAAAUGUCGUUUCCAAUAUUGUGCCGUCCCGGUUUGCUGAUUGGUCGAUGCGUUGUCGCAUAUUUAGUUUAUGCUCUAACCGCGGGGGGAAUAUUCGGCACUGGUGGCGGCCUUUGCUCCUUCCGCCUAUCGGCCGAACUCUCCCAAUAUACGGCUCCGCCCCCACUUGCUUUCCUUCUCGCCACGCGACAACGCAGUGCAUGCGCGCUUGCGACCAAUCGUCAUGGGAGGCAUCCUCCAUUAAAUUGCAAACGCUCCCCAUGGUUUGAGAUGGACCCUAGCCUAAGCUCUCAAGAGCCAACCUUAUGCCGUGCGAGUGUCAUGUCACCAUCGGGAUGGGUGUAGAAACGCCCGGUGCGCGUAGUCACGUGACAUGCUCACAGCGCUGGAUUGGCUGGGAUGGCUUGUAGCGUCUGCUGUGGUCAGUCAAGGUGAAACGGAGCAUAUCUGGGUAACUCUUGGAGUGCAGGAGAAAGCUGCUUGCAGCGAGGUCGGUUGCAGACGAUGACGGACCUUUGCGACAGCACAAGCAAACACGAGAAACGCUAUAACAAACGUAACCAUGCAGUCACUAUGACAACGCAUUAAGCCACAGAAGAUAGAGCUUAGGUCAUGCAGCCCUCCUACUCUACCACGUCCAAACCAGUCAAAGCAGUCUCGCCAGUAAUCGGUGUUACACCACACUCAUCAGCAGCUGCCAUCUUUAAAUGAAGUUACCGGGAUUGGAUUGCAUCGUUGCAGCGAUUGAAAAUAACACAGACGUUUAAUAAUGAUAAACUUCAACAACAACAGAACAACAUAUUUGCCGCGAGCAUUACUGUGGCAUUACUGGCAUUAGCAACAUCGUGCAUCUACGCUUGGUUGCUAGAGUGGCUAAAGGUUGAAGUAGAGUAGACAGUUGGGCGAGUUGGUAGUUAUUGAACAUCGUGACAGUUGCGCACACAGGGACAAGGCCAGAGAAGAGGAACACGUAGACGACAGACAAGCGCACACUCACAACUCAUGUAUUAACGAAAGAAGAAAGUGGUACAGAACGCAGAAUCCGCUCAAGCGUUGGCCACACAGGCACGAGGGACCACAGGCCCAAGGGCUCGAGGGGGACUGUUAAAAUUACCCACACGAAAAUGAUUUUAAAAAGGCAAUUUCCUCCUCUGUUAAUGAAACAGACGGAAAGCUAACACAUCGCUCGCCCAUGCUUAGGAUAAUGAAAGCUUCAAAAAUCUCUCUGGUGUUUUUUUCUCGGUACCUGCCUAUUAUCUUGGUUUUCGCUAAGGAUGGCGUACAAUUACAGGAUUUACAGUGAAGGGGUAGAUGGCCCCCCCACCGUAGACUUUAGAGAGAGAUUGUGCUCUCGUAGCCGGUCGUUCACACACCGUCCGGUCUGGUUGAAGCGUGAGUAUGGCCACUGUGUGCGCGAAGUUGACCUUUUGGCGUGUUGCAGAGGCUGGGUCGCUGGGCGGCAGCGUGCUAAAGACACAUUUUCUGCUCAUUCACCGAAGAAGCUUUUCAAAACCUUGUGUAACCGGGGGAGGCACUCACUUGAUCGAAUGAUCGUUUUAGCAAACGCCCACAUUUCACCGAAUCACACUUUAGCGAAUAGUCGGACGCCGUGAGGCGGCGUUUUCGGGUGGGCCAAAUGGAUUCACACGCUGCCGCAGACUGUCGCCGCGAAGCUAACGAAGCGGCGUAGGCGCAGCGGAUGGGUUAAUGCGUGCCUCGUUAUUCGCUAAAACGUCGAUUCGCUCAAAUGUCGCUGUUCGCUAAAAAGUCAUUCGCUCAUGUGACAUGGACCCGAUACCAUCAAAAAUUGACGCCGUGUGGAUGUAUUAGUCCUUGGCGAAAGUUUUGAAUGUGUCACACGUCGAUGUCUUUGCCGCAUGCAGAAUCUUAAACAAUGCAGACCUCUUCAGUAUCACCUCCAAGGGAGACCACACGCCAAGUUGCCGAAAUCGGCUAACUAACAGCGCAGUCAAGGCCACGGCGUAGGCGUAGCCAACAUUGAGCUAAACGCAAUCCCCGAACGGCAAGUUAAUGCCUUGAAAGAGGCAAUGGGAGUGAAGCUGGAGGAGGCCAAGACAGAGAGAGCGGCCAUAGAAAGUAGGAUGUUGGCGAAGCUCGAAGAAGAGAGGACUUUGAGAAUAGCGGCGGAAGAAAAACUGAAAGCAAUAAUGCGGGAGCAAAGGAACAAGAGAGAAAAAUUAAAGGAGGUGUUUAAUGACUGGAUGAAGUCAUGUGAACCAGUGCAAAUGACGGUAAACGGGGUAGAAAACACGCCGCAACAGCUGGAGCCGGGAAACGGGGUCAAAGAAAAGAAGACAUACCACACAGACGGGAAAGAGACAGAUAGCUUUUCCCAAGAACGGACUGGAAGUGGAGAUCUGGAUAAGGAGCAGGAGGGACAGACGACUGGAGGCCAAACACAAAGAGGCCAGCACAGGAACUACAAGGAGGCCCUCAUGAGGCAGAGGGCAGACCCAGAUGGCGGGAAAAAAAAACAGGACAAAGAGAAGAUGGUGGACAAGAGAGUCUUAGUGGUAGGGGACACUAAUGCCUUCAAGAUAAAGAGAGCCAUGCUGAAGAUGGUAGAUUACGACAAGAAAGUUCACUUUGCGACUAAGCCGGGAGCACAACUGAGAGAGUCACUGGAAAGAGCAGAGAGGGAUGGGAAAAUAUGGAAUGCAGAGGCAGGGAUGGUGGUCAUACAUGCGGGAGUGACAGAUGUGCAAGGCAAAGAGUCGGUGGAAGAAACGGCAGCGGAGCUAGGGAAACGGCUUGAGGACUGGACCACGAGAGCCCCGAAACACUCUUUUAUGGUGUAUGAAGUCCCAGAAAUCAAAGAGAAGGGGGACCCACUUAGAGAGAGGUGCGCCAAGUGGAACAGGCUACCAAGAGAGAUCAGCCAGCAGCUGGGACCGAGGGUGGAGGUGGUAAAGAACACAGGAACGGGAAAUGGCAUGGAAGAUGGCUGUUACAAUAGAGAUGCGGCAAUUGAAGAGGGAAAAGCACUGGGAAACAGACUAAAGAGUUUUUUAGGACUGAAAUGCAAGGGGAAAAGCACGACACCGAUGAAAAGGCGACAGGAAAGAAUGGAAGGCAGGCUGACACUGGACCAGGGACCACAGUGACUCGAGGAACAACUCCAGAGGAUGUGUCCCCCACAGGGACAUGCCCACUAAAAAGAGAAAGUAGAAGAGAUGGUGCCUGCAACAACACGAGAGGCGGAAAACACAAAAAGGCACCAGACCAGGAAACAAGGAAAAACAGACGAGCAAAAAAGAAAUAGAGGGAGGUGAAGAUUGCCUUUCUAAACCUGCAGGGAGGAAGGAAAGCAGGAAAAUGGGAAGAGGCCUUUCAGAUGUUACAAGAUGAUAAGAGUGGAAUGUUCGCAGUCACAGAAACCCACCUUAGGGAUGAAGAAAGACCCCUGGAUUGCGAAGGGCUUUUUUGGGAUGGGGUAAACAGAGAGGGCAGUGAGAGAAGGGGAGGGGGGGUAGGAUGCUUUAGUGGGCCAGGCUGGCAGAGAGAAAGCCCAGAGUGCAAAGAGAACAUGUGGUUGACGGGGAUACUGGCGGGGAGAGAGGUGGCAGUGAUGUACCUGUGGACGGGGGCAGACAGCAGGGAGACAAACAUCGAGCUAAUCAAGUGCAUUGAAAAAGACUAUCACAACAUUGGGAGACCUACCAUUAUGGUAGGCGACUUCAACGCACACCUAGAGGAGUUCGAUGGGAGAACAGACGGUAAUGAAAAGCUGCUGCAGGACAUGGCGGAACACCUGGACAUGGUAAUCGUCAACACACAAGAUAAAUGCAUAGGAAAGAUGACAUGGACGGCCAGAGGGAUGAGCUCUACAAUUGAUUAUUGCCUGACGUCCCUGGACCUGUAUGGAACACUGAACUACAUGGAGAUAGACGAGGAAGGCAACAAGAGCUUGGGAAGCGAUCACAACAGAUUGCUGAUGCAGGCCAUAGAGAUCGCGCAGAGAAAGAUGCGUCCACUUUACCUCCGUUUCCUCGACAUCAGCCGGGCCUACGACUCAGUCGACCAUGAGGAGCUGUGGAGGCAGCUAGCAAAGGGGGGCUCGGAGGGGAGUGGAUCAACCUGCUGAAGGAAAUUUACAAGGAGACGACUAUGGUGGCACAGUGCCAAGAAGAGAUGACGCAUCCAGUAGCCAUCACCAAGGGUCUGAGACAGGGAUGCCCACUGUCGCCACUGCUGUUUACGCUCUACAUAGCAGGCUUCGAAAAGACUGCAGGACUGCGCCGAGGGCUUCACCCUGGGAUAUACGGAGACG
Molecule: messenger RNA, 6989 nt
Organism: Ixodes scapularis (black-legged tick)
Lineage: Eukaryota; Metazoa; Arthropoda; Arachnida; Ixodida; Ixodidae
Exons: 1
Coding region: 4747-5823 (358 amino acids)
Source: RefSeq, a predicted model, not a curated record